AGAGCCAGCCCACAACAUCGGAUGAGACUGUGGUAGCCGGUGGUACAGUGGUGCUCAAGUGCCAGGUGGAGGAUCCCGAUGACUCCUCGCUGCAGUGGUCCAACCCUGCCCAGCAGACCCUCUACUUUGGGGAGAAACGAGCCCUGCGAGAUAACAGGAUCCAGCUGGAGAGGUCCACACCCAACGAGCUGACCAUCAGCAUCAGUGACGUGGUGCUGUCGGAUGAGGGGGAAUACACCUGCUCCAUUUUCACCAUGCCUGUGCGGACUGCGAAGGCCCUCGUCACCGUGCUGGGAAUCCCCCAGAAACCCCAAAUCUUCGGUCAUGAGCAGCCCAUUGAUGAGGAGAAGAUAGCCCGGCUGACCUGCCGGUCCUCUGGCAGCAAGCCUGCGGCCCAGCUCCGGUGGAAGAAGGGCAACAAGGAGCUGAAGGACGAGGGCACUGAGGUGGUGGAGGACCCCAACGGAAAGACCUUCACCGUGAGCAGUCGGGUGGAGUUCCGCGUCACCAAGGAGGACAACGAAGCCGAGGUGACCUGCACCGUGGACCACGAGUCCCUGCAGAACUCUGAGAGGUCGACCACGCAGAAGCUGCAGGUCCACUACAAGCCGACAGCAAAGAUCGAGCCGCAUCCCCAGUACCCACGGGAAGGCGAGAAGCUCCAGCUGCAGUGCGACGGGCAGGGCAACCCCAUCCCCCAGGAGUUCCUGUGGGAGAAGGAGGGCAGCGACGUGCCCCUGCAGCUCAGCUCUGACAGCGUCCUCAUCUUCCCCUUCCUCAACAAGAGUGACAGCGGCACCUACGUCUGCACAGCCACCAGCUCCAUGGGCAGCGUCGUGGCCAAGUACAACCUCGACGUCAGCGAUGCCAGCCCGGUGCCCUCAACCUCCAGCACGUACCAUGCGGUGAUCGGCGGGGUGGUUGCCGUCAUUGUCUUCCUCCUGCUCAGUCUUCUCAUCGUGUUGGGACACUACCUGAUCAGACACAAAGGUACCUACCUGACCCACGAGGCCAAGGGGUCAGACGACGCCCCAGACGCUGACACGGCCAUCAUCAAUGCAGAGGGCGGCCAAGCCAGCAGCGACGACAAGAAGGAGUAUUUCAUCUAG
Molecule: messenger RNA, 1109 nt
Organism: Pygoscelis adeliae (Adelie penguin)
Lineage: Eukaryota; Metazoa; Chordata; Aves; Sphenisciformes; Spheniscidae
Gene: CADM3
Product: cell adhesion molecule 3
Exons: 8
Biological process (GO): homophilic cell-cell adhesion
Cellular component (GO): presynaptic membrane
Source: RefSeq, a predicted model, not a curated record